AUGUCAUUCUGGGGAAACACCAUUUCACCACCUAGCAAAAAGAAAAAAGAUAUCCAUCCAGCGCCGUCUUCGUCAAAUGAAACACGAAGUUUCCUAAAUGCAACUACGACAGAGCCUGCAAGAAUUGAAAUUAACAACAAAAAAGAAAGAGAAAAUCCGGCACAAGUUAGGAGUCGAAAGAAAAUCUCAGAUCUUGAAUCACAACAUGCAUCCUUGAUAGUCGUACGUGAUUCUGGUUUAUCUACCGUAACAAAGGAACAAAUAAACACUGUGAAAGAAACCAUAAGAAAAGAAAAAACAAAAUUGGACAGAUUGAUUCGUGAAUCAGCUCGUCAAAGAAAACGAAGACAAAAACUUAAAGAGAGCAUCGAAACUGUGUGUCAGAACAUCCCUGAAGCAUCAAGUGCUUUGAAACAGUUUAGUCGAAACCAUACUGGACGACCGCGUCUCGAAGUUGACCAACCAGAGCUUUUAUCAACAAUUAUAAAAAUUGUGCAAAAUUUAUCAGCAGCUGACGAACGUCGAAGAACAGAAUGUCUCCGUAGCGUCUCCACUUUAGAUGACCUUCAGGAAGAGUUGACAAAGAUAGGCUUUACCUUGAGUAGGAGUGGUUUGUACCUUCGUCUUUUACCACGACGUGGAAACACUUCUGAAGGAAAAAAACAUGUCAGCACAGUUCCAGUAAAGCUGUUACGUCCAGAAAACUCAAUGCGAAAAAAAAAUGACGAUAGAAUGUUUGCCAAAUCAUUCAUUGACGACAUGCUCGAAGUUUGGACCAAAAGCUGUGCUUUUCAUUUCCAACGAUGA
This is a messenger RNA of Hydra vulgaris (swiftwater hydra), 807 nucleotides long. NCBI's taxonomy places the organism in Eukaryota, Metazoa, Cnidaria, Hydrozoa, Anthoathecata, Hydridae. The record is from RefSeq and is a predicted model, not a curated record.